This is a messenger RNA of Lentinula edodes (shiitake mushroom), 1496 nucleotides long. Its product is annotated as RNA polymerase III RPC4-domain-containing protein. NCBI's taxonomy places the organism in Eukaryota, Fungi, Basidiomycota, Agaricomycetes, Agaricales, Omphalotaceae. Gene Ontology annotation, cellular component: RNA polymerase III complex. The record is from RefSeq and is a predicted model, not a curated record. The transcript has 7 exons. Gene Ontology annotation, biological process: transcription by RNA polymerase III. The coding region runs from base 53 to 1225 and encodes 390 amino acids. Gene Ontology annotation, molecular function: DNA binding.
GGCCCGAAAAUUCCAGAAAGUACAUAACUUUCGUGGAACGCGUCGAUGUAGAAUGUCGGAAACUACUUCAGGUAGUGGAUCCAAACCCAAAGCUAUCUCAUCUUUAGCAAAAAGACCAUCAGAGGUCACUAGGCAGGGCACUCAGAAACUCAAAUUUGUCCCGACUCUUCCGGCUAGAAGGAGCAAGGAUGCGGUGAAAAUCGAACCAGUACCUGAUACUAUACCUGCGUCUUCAAAUGAUCGAGGUCGUGGUCGUGGGAGGGGUAGGGGAGAAGGAAGUGGUCGUGGCCGUGGUGGCCCACGGCCUCCUGUUGAGAUGGUGGCGAGUGGUCCAUUCGCUCUCGGUCCAGCGAUGGCGGGUACUUCCAGCUCCCGGCGUUUCGCUCAAGCAGCUACUCCAAUUCCGGCACCAUCAAAAACCAAGGCUUCCUCUCUCGGAGCUGGUCUAUCCCAAACCGCAGCACCUAAAAUCAAGCGAGAAGAACACAAGCUAGAGAAGGACGAACAGGACGAAGAGAUAUAUUCUGAUGCGGAUGAGGGUGUGGAGAUCAUCGAUAUGGAGAAUGUCGGUCAAAUGGAUUGGAUGGCUCCAGAUAGCAUAAUAAAGGAAAAAACCAAGAGACCGAAGAAAGAAGAUCCUGAUGCAACAGAAGUCAAUAUUGCAAAUGCUCUGGACGGUGAUGAAGAUGAAGCAGAUGAAAAGGACUUAGAAACCAUGUUUGAUGACUUCAACAAAAUGAACUAUGAUGCGGACAACGAUUCACAAUAUCUAUGUCUCUUUCAAUUUCCAAGCCCAUUCCCGACGUUCAGCGCACAGCUGAGCGAUACCAUGCAAACAGACGCGCCAGUGACCCCAGGAUCCAAGAAGGUGACUUUCGCGCCAGACGUGAAACUUGAAACAGAAGACCUGUCUUCGACUUCUGAAGUGAAAGAACUCGACGGAUUGAUAGGGCAUCUCGAAGUCUAUCGCAGUGGUGCCCGCAAAAUUCGAUUAGCAAAUGGAAUUGUUCUUGAUGUUAGCCCUGCUUCGCAACCUUCUUUCCUUGAGCAUGCGGUGCAUCUUGACAUGAAAGAGAACAAACUCGCAAUUCUUGGGGAGUUAUUCAGGCAUUAUCUAGUCGCACCCGAUAUCGACGCUUUAUUGAAUGCGAUGGAUGCUCUCGAUAGUGGAUCCCAGACAGUUCUGGCAGGCGAAGAAAAUCUCAUACGCAUGGACAUCACUUGAAAUCUCAGGCCGUAUGGUGUGUGUUGAUUUAAGUACAAGCAACACUAAGUAUCGUAUAGUAGUUAAGUAAACUAAGGAUGAAUCGGUGGUCUUGAUCUCGCCUGCAGCUGCGCUCGUUAGUCUUCAUCGUCGCUUGCUUCCUUUGCAAUAUUUCCUUCGUGAUACAUAGAUUCAUUGAACGCAGAAAAAACAAUGCCUGGAUACUUAAUGGCCUUUUAACGGGAGGAUUAUGCAAACCCAAAUGCUGACAGCCGUGACUACAGCACAUCCU